Tachysurus fulvidraco (yellow catfish) is the source of this 4863-nucleotide messenger RNA. It is a transcript of the gene fignl2, whose product is annotated as fidgetin like 2. Gene Ontology annotation, molecular function: microtubule severing ATPase activity; ATP hydrolysis activity; ATP binding. Bases 269 to 2341 code for a protein of 690 amino acids. The record is from RefSeq and is a predicted model, not a curated record. NCBI's taxonomy places the organism in Eukaryota, Metazoa, Chordata, Actinopteri, Siluriformes, Bagridae. The transcript has 3 exons.
AGAGAGAGAGAGAGAGAGAGAGAGAGAGAGAGAGUAGAGUAGAGUAGAGUAGUGCUGGUGUUGAGUCCAUACGUGGAAAAACGUAGCCGUGCACACACACACUAGCGGGGAUUAACUGUCUGUUCUGAACCUGAUAGAGAAAUGCAGGCAUGAAUAGGAUGUGGAUCUGGAUGUAUAGUGUCCUACACCGUGAUGGAUUACAGACGCACAGACGCUAACCUGACUUUCCCUGCAGAAGUGUCACCGUAAACCAGACCACGUCCACAGAAUGCUGAGUCCUAUUGUUCCAUAUAGUCUGUUGAAGAUGCACUGGAACCCGGAGCAUGCCCAGCCCCUGAGCCAGUGGCCCGAGCAGCAUUUGGAUGUAUCUUCCACCACCUCCUCACCCGCCCACAAACCAGAGCUGUAUUCAGCACGAGGCCGUGGCUCCUACAGCUACGCCUGGGCCAAUGAUGACAUCUCAGCCCUCACUGCCUCCAACCUGCUUAAGCGCUAUGCUGAAAAAUACUCGGGUGUGCUGGAAUCAGCCUAUGAGCGCCCUGCUGUGGGUGCCUACCCUGAGCCUGGCGCCUUUGGAGCUCUCAAUGGCAGCCAAAAGAGUGAACUGGAGCCCUGGUCCCUCACUCACAGCACUGAUUCAACUUAUCCUUUGGUUCCUGCAUCUACCCACGAUGGUCUGAAGGUGACACCAGCACCCACAAUGCCACCUGGAUCAGGCAGUGUCUCUGCAGGCAGCAGCAAUCUGUCAGACUCAGGCUACAGUGGGAGCAGUUCAUGCAGUGGUCCUCAUUCCAGUGACUACCCACCUAGCUACAAUGGUACCUACCUCUCGUCAGGAUACUGUCCACAAGGCAGCUCAGCACUUCCCCCAGCACCACUUCAUGCCCUGCAGUCUGGCCCCACCCUCUUGCCCAGCUACACACCCUCCACUCCAGUCUAUAACUAUCCUCCUGCCUCCUACCCUCACCAGACCAGCCUUGCACCCACUUACAGCCACCCGACUCCCCCUUACCUUCCCUCUGGUAUAGCUGCUCCAACUCCCAUCACUUCACGGCCCACAGUGGUAGGAGGCAGCUACAGUUACCAGAACAGUAGCCUGGGCAGUUCAGAGACAGCAGGUUCACUGAAGAGGAAGGCAUUUGAAAUGACUCCUGAAGAGGAAGAUGAGGAUGGGAGAUCACGCUAUAGGAAAUAUAGCUAUGAAGCCUUAAAGUCUGGUGGGGACUCACCAUAUAGUGUAGGUGAUAAAGCAGAAUGCAGAGGAAAUGGUUUUGUAGCUACCAGUGCGGACCCACAGGUAUUCAAGCCCAGCAAACCUGGAUCACAGCCAGGCAUUGCAGGUGAUGAGGUGGGCAAAUACAGUGGCCUGAAACCCCUGCUUUCGCCAGCAUAUGGAACAGCUGGCGAAUACAGCCCCCCAACAGCCAUGACAGGAGAGAACGGAGGAGCUGAGCAUGGCUUUCCACAGCAACAGCGCUCACUCAAACACCCUGAGCCACUAAAGAGUACAGAGCAGCGCCUGCUGGAGGUAGUAAACAAUGAGCUACAGGACUGCACACUGCCUCCACUGUGGUCAGAUCUAGUUGGUCAUGCUCGUAUAAAAGCAGUUCUAGAAGAGGAGCUGCUGUGGCCAGCACUGCGUUCAGACAGUUCUGUUCGGCCUCCCCGAACUGUGCUACUGUUUGGUCCACGAGGUGGGGGCAAAACCACACUGGUGCACUCCAUGGCCACACAGCUUGGGGCCACUUUCUUCAGGCUGAGUGGCACCACUUUGCUAACCAAGUGGAAAGCUGAGGCUGAGCAGCUUCUGGGCAUGCUGUUCUCAGUGGCUACAGCGCGCCAGCCAGCAGUGGUGCUGCUGAGUGAGUUAGAGGCCUUCGAGGAUGACAAGGGUCUCAGACAGCAGCUGCAGGCACAGUUGGAGAAGGUACAGCGUGGCAUGGUGAUGGUGGUGUGUUCCACGCGCCAUCCAGAGCUUCUGAAAGAGCCACUGCUGCGCUGCAUGGCCAAGCGCUACCACAUCAGCCUGCCAGACGGAAAUGGACGCAGGCAGCUGCUCCUGCAAGCUCUUGGGCCUCAUGGCUGCAGUCUGAGUGAACAGGAGUUGGCUGCUGUCCUGCAGCGCUGCGAUGGAUUCUCUGCACGUGAGCUGCUGCAGCUCAGUCAGCAGGCCCUUGCUUCAGCAUCAGCUUCAGGCACUGGUCAGAUGCAUGGCCUUGGUGUGCCCCUCUCCUCGCCAGCCUUCAAAGACUUUGAGAGUGCUUUCUGUAAGGUGCGACCGCAUGGGGCUCCCAAAGAACUGGACACUUGUAUGGAAUGGAGCAAGGUGUACAGCCACUAAGGGACAGUUCAGCCACUGGAAUCUGGACUGUUUAUCUUUGUGCAGAGGUAGAAAGCCUCAUGGAUACCUUUUUCCUUUUUUUAUUUGUUUUCUUUUUGUAGCUACAUACAUUGCAGCCAAAAAGGGGGGGUAUUUGGGGAGAUUACAUUUUACGGUGAAAAGGCAUUUUAGAAUGAACACUUUCUUGUUUUGGAAACAUGCCAUGGUGUGCUGUUUUUCUAUAAAUAAACAUAUACUUUAUUUUUCUUCCCCAAAGAAAUUAAAUAUUAGGCAUUUAUCAGAGGGGGCAAUUGCUAGUUGUUUGCUAAUAGAAAUACUGAAACGUUUUCUGGAAUUUCACUAGAAUUCUGAUCAGCCUUGAUCCUGGAAUGAACCUGGAUUAUAUUAAUAAUGCCCAACAUUAACUGCAAUUCUCAGGAUCCUAUUUAUUGCCUGUCUGCUCCAAUGGCAUUAUAUUUUUUAUUAUUUUGAUUUACUCCAAAUUGAUAUUUUGGUGUUAAACGGCUUGGGACGUAUUGGAGCAAAUAAAUCGUUUUUGACCAAAAAUGAUAGAAGAGCACCAUAUCGCUUUUAAAUGAUACCUGCCCUAUUGACAGCAUUUUACCAAAAGGGAACCACCGUUAUGCAACCCGCUUAAAACCAACAAUAUUGUGCAAAAUUGUUAGACCGUGGUCAUGUUGUUUGCACUUUGUCAAAGCACGGUCUUUUCAUGAAAAGUGUAUGCAUCUCUACCCAAAUAGUAUUAAGACCUAGGAAGUAAGAGAGAAAGCGUGAGACUGGCCCUUACAGUCUCCACAAUCUGCUCUGUACACUGUACAAACUAGACAAACAUGGAAUAUCCACAAUGUCCUAGGGCGUUAACCCAUAACCCCUAACCAUGAGUUCCUGCGUCCGUCUCACAUUCCUUACCCAGAUUUCUGAUUCAGUCUUUUUGGACCCUGGAAAUGCAAGAGCAAAAAAAAAAGUCUAAUAUUCUCUUCUGCUUACUAUUUUUUUUUCUUAGUAUAUGUAGUCUUGUUUGAAAUACUCAGGAAGAAUUUCUUUACCUCAGAAAUGAUAACGAAUGUAUGUAACCUUAGGGUCUUAGUAGUGAAUAUUGAGGUGGUUCAGAGUUGUGUUUGUGUGUGAGACAGAGAGAAAGAGAGAGAGAGAGACAGUGAGAGAGAGAGAGAGAGAGAGAGAGAGAGAGAGAGAGAGAGAGAGAGAGAGAGAGAGAGAGAGAGAGAGAGAGAGAGAGGUCACAGAUCUGUACACAUGCUUCAGCUGUGAUAUUACCUCAUAGGAGAAAACUUGAAAAUGCUACAAAGACUAACAUUGAAUGUAAUUCAGGUAUUUCAGGGGAUAUCUGAUGCCAUAAAAAUCCACAAUUUUUGUAAUUCUAUAUAUAUAUACAUAUUUCCUUCAUCCUUUCCAUUUAUUUUGGAUGUAGAUUUUGAUGGAGUGAUGAUUGUCUUCAUAAAACAUUCUUGUAGGUGGCAGGUCAGAUGCUCGAUUUUGUUGGACAAACUGUUUUGAUCAUUUUUUCAUAAAUCAUGCUGAAUUUGGUUUUAAUGGUGUUUUAGAGAUUUUAUAAUAGCCAUUAGACAUAACGCAUUAUAAUUCUUCAGAUAACAGAAACCAGCCCAAAGAUUAAUCAGAGCAGAUUUGUUUGGCAGCUAAUCAUGUUUAAUAAUCGGUUGUGUCAUGCGGUUUCCGGUACACACACACUGCUUAUACACACUACAUGUAGACAAUCUAGAAGCUUCUACCAAUGUUAACAAUUUUGGCUUUUACUCCAAAUUCUACAGAGUGCUCCGAUGCCAUUGUUCUGCAAAAGUUAUACAAAUCAUAUCCAAACAUCAUAAUCAUACAUAUAUUUACAAGUGAUUGUAUUGUAAGAGAUGGAUAGACCUUUGAGUUCCUUAGUUCUUUCUCAUCCUCUUGGUUUUUUUUUUUAUUUGGUCACCAUUCUCCUUGAACCCUACAGCACCGUUCAAGCUUUGCUGGUGGCUUCUGACAUGACACAGAAUGCGGGUCAAUUGUGAUGAUCUUCUGCAUACAUGUUGAUCCAGACUGACAUUAAAGUACAAAACCCAGCGUUCUUGCACUCUGACUACACGUGUUAUAGUGUAGACGCAAUACAGAGCACUGCUAAUAAUAGUCUCUAAUAGUCGCAUAAUCGAAGAGACUACGUUUUAUAUAAGACUCAUGAGAUUUUUAUACCACUAAAUAUGAGCAUCCCAAUUUCCAAAGGUAUAUACAGGCAUGUUAGCAGUUUGUUCAACAAAACUGGCAUUUAUUAGCUGUUUUGAAUCUAUUAGUACAGUAACUUUGAUCUAGGUUCUUGUUCUUGUACAUUUUCUGUAACCAUUUCUACCUCAUUUUUUUUUUUUUUUGCAACCUAUUGUACAUGAAAGUAUUUAUUUCAUGUCUUUUUUGAUGUCUGUUUUGAAACGAUAUGUUCUUGAACUGUAUUGGUCUACCUCAAAAAAGGCUGUAUUUUAAGAGAAAAUAUCAUACAUUAUUAAAGAGAAUAUGUCAAC